Molecule: messenger RNA, 1234 nt
Organism: Cryptomeria japonica (Japanese cedar)
Lineage: Eukaryota; Viridiplantae; Streptophyta; Pinopsida; Cupressales; Cupressaceae
Product: F-box/kelch-repeat protein At1g55270-like
Exons: 2
Coding region: 1-1053 (350 amino acids)
Molecular function (GO): protein binding
Source: RefSeq, a predicted model, not a curated record
AUGGAGAUAAUUCCAGGUCUUCCAGAUGACAUUAGCAGAGAGUGUUUGCUGAGGGUGUCACUAACCUCACACUACAAACUGGCCUGUGUUUGUAAAACUUGGAAAGAAAUUGUAUACAACCCCAUCUUCUAUCAAGACAGAAAGAGGUUUGGUCUGUCUCAGGAGUUGAUCAUUCUACCCUGCUGGGGCGGAAAAACAAAAAAAGGUUGCAGAAUAAAGCUUUACGACCCUCUUGAAAGAUCAUGUGAAACCCUACCGCCAUUUCCCCCUGAAUUUCCAUAUUUUUCAGGUUGCUUCAACUGUGUUCCCUUCAACCACAAAUUGUUCGUCAUGGGCCUUCUUAGCGACUCGCCAGAGUUCACAAAUCAUAAAGCACUUAUCAUCUACGAUUUUUCUUCUGGGACAUGGAAUCGAGGCCUCGACCUUCCUGACUGCAGAGUUGAUUUCUGUUGUUCGGUGGACUCAGCUAAAGGAUUGCUUUACAUUGCUGGAGGAUGUAACAGUGAUGAGGAUGAGGAUUAUGAUGAUGGAUUGCGCACAGCCGCAGUUUAUGAUGUAGAGGAAGAGAAAUGGGAGUAUCUUCCGCCCAUGAUUUGGAGCGAAUAUAAGUGCCACAGUGUGUUUACUGAUGACAAGUUCUAUGUGAUGAGCCAUGUGGAAGGGCAUAUACAGGCCUAUGAUCCCAACACACGACAAUGGAGCGCAAUAAGCACUUGCUAUGAAGGCAGUAUGCAACCUUCUUUUGCUGCGUUCGGGCGGAUUUAUUACGAUUGCGAUGGGGAGAUUAUAGAAUGGGAUUAUGUGGAUAACCAAUUCCGCCUGGCAGGAACGCUUGUUCCUCAACUCUACAGAUUUAUAGGUGGCGUAAUGUGGAAUCAACAGAUAUUAAUGGUUGGAUUCAAUACAGAAAAUGCUAUGGCCUUUUAUCUGUUUGAGCCUUCAAUACCAAGAGAAGGAGGAAAAGAAGACAACUGGACUCUCAUCAGUACAUUAUCUGCAACAGAGCUCCCAGAUCCAGUCGCUACUAUUGGGGCUUUGACUUUCUCUGGGUAAAGAAGACAACUGGACUCUCAUCAGCACAUUGUCUGCAACAGAGCUCCCAGAUCCAGUCGCUACAAUUCCUGUGAUUGAAAGGCAUUUAAGUGUUGUAAUGAUUUCGGAACCUUCAUAAAGUGAAAAAACUGUCUACUGUUGUGAUUGUAAAAAAUCAGUGUUCAUGAUUUCUAUCUUUAAA